Messenger RNA from Cydia amplana, 1959 nucleotides. RefSeq names its product TWiK family of potassium channels protein 9-like. Lineage: Eukaryota; Metazoa; Arthropoda; Insecta; Lepidoptera; Tortricidae. Bases 110 to 1639 code for a protein of 509 amino acids. Gene Ontology annotation, biological process: stabilization of membrane potential; potassium ion transmembrane transport. The record is from RefSeq and is a predicted model, not a curated record. The transcript has 3 exons. Gene Ontology annotation, cellular component: plasma membrane. Gene Ontology annotation, molecular function: outward rectifier potassium channel activity; potassium ion leak channel activity.
GAUAUUAACUAAGACGAGGCAAAGAAUAAAUUCAACAAGGAAUUCGUAUUUAAAGAUAUAACGGGCUGAAUAAUGACGUCACUAAGCGAAGGUAAAAGAUAACGCCAACAUGGAUAUAGAUCAUAUAGUACUGGAUAAAGAAGCAAUCAACCGGUUUGAACAAUAUACUUUAGCCAAGCCUUCGCUAAAUGGAGGUAUCCCUUUGGACAGAUGCCAAGAUGCCGACUCGGUGGUAUCUAAUAGCAAGAUGAGAGCGCAAAGUUCCCGCCAAAAAGUUGUUUGCUGUUUUUGUUUUAAAACCACUAAGUACAGAAGAAAACAAUUCUUAAUAGGAUCACUAACCAAUUUUGUGAUAUUUGCAGUACUAUUAGCAUAUAUAUUUUUGGGUUCAUUCAUAUUCUUAGCUAUUGAGGGUGGCGCAGAAAUGCCGGCCAGACCUCGAAUAUUGCCGGACAGACAAAAACUAAGCCAUAAAGAGAAUAAUACGGAAAAGAAGGAAUCUGACGAUGAAAAUAAUUUUAGUAAUUUGACGGUGUCUGCUAAUUAUUUUUGGGAAGCAAGAAGCAGAGCGGUAGAAAAUAUUUGGGAAAUAACUGUGUCUCUAAAUAUUUUGUAUAGAGAGAAUUGGACACGAUUAGCAGCACAAGAGAUUUUGAAGUUUCAGAACGAACUGGUUCAGAGGGUGACAACAGAAAUGGCGUCACAAUAUGGCGUCAGUUACAGAGAGAUGGCGUUGGGGGAGUUUGGUGGUAGCGACCUUGCUAACCAUUAUGAAGAACACGAAUGGAAUCUGGCAUUGGCGUUUUUCUACUCUCUCACUGUAUUAACUACCAUUGGAUACGGCAACAUCGCUCCAAGAACAAUAUUGGGCAAAGGCGUCACCGUAAUAUAUGCGUUAAUUGGCAUACCCCUCACACUCGUUUACCUAUCUAAUGUGGGUUCAUUGCUGUCAAAAAUGGCCCGAAGCGUCUUCAGUAGAGCACUUUGCUGCUGCCUCUGCUCUAACUGCGGUUACUGCUGCUACGACGAAAGGAGAAUGGCCGAAAAGGAAAGAAGAAUGAAACUGAAACGACAGCAAGAGGAACUCAACAGUCAAAAUACAAGCAAAACUCCUACAGAGGAAUGCUACGUCCUGAAGGCUGAUAGUCAAAAGGACUCCGUGUCAGAAAGACCUACCACUAGUACAGCCAAAGAUGAUGUCAUCAGUUGGCCUGACACUGAUUCCAAACUAUCCAUGCAUGGUUUAAGUAUUCUAGCACCAGUAUUAUUAUGUCUAACAGCGAUUUUCAUUUAUAUAUCUGUCGGGGCUAUAGUUCUUUUCAAGUUAGACCAUAUGGGGAUCGUUGACGGAUUUUAUUUCUGUUUCAUGGCUUUGAGUACAAUUGGUUUUGGAAAUAUUUUUCCUGGUAUGAACUACACCACCAUCCAUGGUGUUAGAUACUAUACAAUAAAUACUACUACGUUAUGGUUCUGCUCGGCUUAUACAUUAACCGGUCUUGCUUUAACUGCAAUGUGUUUUGGUGUUAUACAUGAUGAAAUUAUAUACAGGAUAAAGCAUCAGCAAAAACAGUGGUCUCAGAAAAGCAACACAGUUAAUGAUGAAGUUAAUUUAAAUGAUCCAUUUUAUAUGAACUCCUGACAUAUGUAUAGUAAGGGGAAAUCUGAGAAUUUGUAUAGUAUAAUGGAAGAUAAUUCUGUAGUAGAACGUAAUAGAAUUGAAAUCGACAAUAGGGAAGUAGUUCUUAGUGUAGAUGAUAUACCAGUGGCUGCGGCUAUUGAUCAUAAUGUAGAGUUACCGCCACCACCUCCUGAAGAGGAAAUCAUAGCUAUUGUCACUAAAAAAGAACCUAAAGGUGGUUUUGGUAAUAUGGUAGCAUACAAUGUACUACCAGAAAUGCUGGAUCAUGUGAAUGAUACAUAAUCGUGAAAAAAUUGGUAUUAUUGCCUAAUUAAUAUUGA